Messenger RNA from Phoenix dactylifera (date palm), 354 nucleotides. NCBI's taxonomy places the organism in Eukaryota, Viridiplantae, Streptophyta, Magnoliopsida, Arecales, Arecaceae. The record is from RefSeq and is a predicted model, not a curated record.
AUGGUCACUGUAGAAUCUCAAGCUUCGGCUGGCGAGGUGGCAAGCGAGGCUGAAGAGGUCAGAGUGGUCUCAUGCAUUCUGAACCGAAAGCAGAGCAGGGUGACCGUGACCGGCCAUGCGGAGCCAAAGAAGUUCCUGAACAAGGUGAAGAGCCCCGGGAAGAGGGUGGAGUUCUGGCCUUACGUCCCUUACAAUCUGGUCUACUACCCUUACGCAGCUCAGGCGUACGACAAGAGGGCCCCCUCCGGGUUUGUCCGCAAUGUGGACCAAGCCGUGCCGAGCCCCGGUGCACCUGAGGAGCAGUUUACAUCACUCUUCAGCGAUGACAACCCAAACGCCUGCUCUAUCAUGUGA